AUGUAUUUGUUUUCAGUCGGAGCUCUUGCAGCUGGACUCAUAGGAUCUGCGCAGGCGCAUGGAAAUGGAAACCAUGCACACGAGCAGGCGCCGAUAGUAGACGCAAAUGCCGACUGGGCCACGAAGCACAUGGCUGAGGAGCACCACAUACAAUCAUUCGACGCCGCAUCCUUCUUCAACCUCCACGACUACAAUUCGAACAAUGAAUGGACUGUCGAGGAUCUUAUGAAGACAUAUGGUGGCAUGGACAAAUCCACAAACCAUAUCUCACAAGAGGACAAGGAGAAGGCGAUUCAGAAAGUCAUCGAGAUCUUCGAUCGCGACAAGAGUGGGACCAUCUCGUUUGCCGAGUACACCAUGGGAGAAGCACAGGGCCUCAAGCUGCCCGACAUUGGUUGGGGCCCAGGUCACCACGGUGAUGAUGAGUACGAGUAUGAGAUCCACCACUUCGAGAAAUACCACGAUGAGAACACGAAGGAGGAGGAUUUGAUCCACCCCGAAGACAUCGAGCAUUUCCGCAUGCACGAUGAGAUGGAAGCUGCGCAAGAAAAGCAGGAGCGUAUGGACAAGAUGGCGAUCAUUGAAGCGAACAUUCCGUCCAAGUUCCGCAAGGACCUCUGAAGCAAUGCGCCCGCCUGGGACAAUCGAGCAAUUGGAUAGUGUCAGAGAAGGAGUCGCGGCGCCAAAUCUGCGCUUCGAACGGCUCUUCAUCUAUGUCAUCCUUUCCGUCUUUGCAUGGAACAGAUUCUGGCAGCAUUCACACCGGCUGGCCGCCAAUAAUGAUGCACACGUACAAGUGCUUGCUUGGUCCGCGGUAGUGCUUGCCAUCUUGGUGGCAUACAAUGUGUAGAUGAGGAAUAAUGUGACAACGGAUGUACGACUGCGACAGUGAGACAGCGCAAUCGCAAGGCUGAGCGAUGACCGCUCAAUAAUGCUGCAUGAACCAGGGUUCGGCGGACGAGGUCGCGAUGCAUGAAAAUGUCACAAGGUUCGGCGG
Molecule: messenger RNA, 997 nt
Organism: Pseudocercospora fijiensis CIRAD86
Lineage: Eukaryota; Fungi; Ascomycota; Dothideomycetes; Mycosphaerellales; Mycosphaerellaceae
Exons: 2
Coding region: 1-621 (206 amino acids)
Cellular component (GO): endoplasmic reticulum-Golgi intermediate compartment; extracellular exosome
Molecular function (GO): calcium ion binding
Source: RefSeq, a predicted model, not a curated record